AUGGCGAAGAUGAUGACAACGGUGAAGAAGUCACUUGCGGAUGACUACGAUCAGUGGCAGGUUGCGGCAUCGAUGCUGGAGGGUCCCACAGGAGAAUUGACGAGUAAUGGAUCUCUCGACGGUGAUGUGGACGGCGGCCGUCGUCGGCGCUGUCGCGGUCUACUGGUUCGUGUGGAUGAAGCAACCAGCCAAUUUAUCUCCCCAAUUUUGAACAAUUCGACAUGGAGAAAUCAGCACUCCUCUUCCUUUGAUCCCAUCUCUCGCUCCCUCUUCCCCCUUCUUUUGUUCCUUUUCAUUCCGUCGAUCUGUUGGCCAGAUGAAGAAAGGCCGAGUUCUGGUGGAGCCGGCGGCGGCAGUAGCGGAGACGCGGUUCCGCGGCGUGCGCAAGCGACCGUGGGGGCGGUUCGCGGCCGAGAUCAGGGACCCUGGAAGAAGGUCAGGGUGUGGCUCGGAACCUUCGACUCGGCCGAGGCUGCCGCCCUGGCCUACGACUCCGCCGCUCGCGCGUUCCGUGGUUCCAAGGCCAAGACCAACUUUCCCCUCGCCGCCGACGCUGCUGCGUCUCCCACCCCUACUCCUGCAUUCCGCUGCCCUCCCUCCGCUGACCCAACCCUAGGGUUUUGA
Molecule: messenger RNA, 624 nt
Organism: Zingiber officinale
Lineage: Eukaryota; Viridiplantae; Streptophyta; Magnoliopsida; Zingiberales; Zingiberaceae
Product: ethylene-responsive transcription factor ERF034-like
Exons: 2
Coding region: 1-624 (207 amino acids)
Biological process (GO): regulation of DNA-templated transcription
Molecular function (GO): DNA-binding transcription factor activity; DNA binding
Source: RefSeq, a predicted model, not a curated record